Molecule: messenger RNA, 1720 nt
Organism: Condylura cristata (star-nosed mole)
Lineage: Eukaryota; Metazoa; Chordata; Mammalia; Eulipotyphla; Talpidae
Gene: METTL2A
Product: methyltransferase like 2A
Exons: 9
Coding region: 12-1169 (385 amino acids)
Molecular function (GO): tRNA (cytidine-N3)-methyltransferase activity
Source: RefSeq, a predicted model, not a curated record
GCUCCGGUGUCAUGGCUGACUCCUGUCCUGGAGACUCUGCCGCCUCCGUGGGCGGGAAAAGGCAGCAGUUUGGGAACCGGUUCCUGAGCGACCCGGCGCGCGUCUUCCACCACAACGCUUGGGACAACGUGGAGUGGUCACAAGAGCAGGCCGCGGCGGCGGAGAGGAAAGUCCAAGAGAACAGUGCCCAGCGGGUGUGCCUGGAGAAGCAAGUUGAUUAUGAAACCAAUGCCCACAAAUAUUGGAAUGACUUUUACAAAAUCCACGAAAAUGGGUUUUUCAAGGACAGACAUUGGCUGUUUACUGAAUUUCCAGAACUGGCACCAAGCCAAAACCCAGAUAACUUGAAGGAUUUGCUCUCAGAGAACAAGAGUGAAAUAUGCGAAGGCAGAAACAAUGAGGAUGGACCUGGUCUAAUAAUAGAAGAGCCGCACGUGUGCUCUUCAAACAGCCUUGAAUAUGAGACACAAUCGCCUCCUGUGGAGAAGACUAUAACUCAGAAACUCAGUCAGCUGGAAAUAAAUGCUGAGGAGUUUCCUGGAUCCUCAGCCACCUACCGAAUAUUCGAGGUUGGUUGUGGCGUGGGAAACACAGUCUUUCCAAUUUUACAAACUAACAAUGACCCAAGACUCUUCGUUUACUGUUGUGAUUUUUCUUCCACAGCUGUAGAGUUGGUCCAGACAAAUUCGGCAUAUGACCCCUCUCGGUGUUUCGCCUUUGUUCACGAUCUGUGUGACGAAGACAAGAGCUACCCAGUACCUGAGGAAAGUCUUGAUAUCGUCAUCCUCAUAUUUGUUCUUUCAGCAAUUGUUCCAGACAAGAUGCAGAAGGCCAUCAGUAGACUGAGCGCGCUCCUGAAGCCUGGAGGGAUGAUGCUUCUGCGUGACUACGGCCGCUAUGACAUGGCUCAGCUCCGCUUUAAAAAAGGUCGAUGUCUUUCUGAAAAUUUCUAUGUCAGAGGUGACGGCACCAGAGUUUACUUCUUCACACCAGAUGAACUGGACACGCUUUUUACCACCGCCGGCCUGGAAAAGGUUCAGAACUUGGUAGACCGCCGAUUGCAAGUAAACCGGGGGAAGCUGCUGACAAUGUACCGAGUUUGGGUCCAGUGCAAGUACCGCAAGCCUCUCCUGCCCAGCACCCGCGCAGCGGCCGUGCGACGGCGCUGACAUGAGGGGAGCUGACUGCGGCUCGUAAGAAGAACAUUCCCAGAUGCUCUUGCUGCUGCUGGGCGGUUCUGGACCCAAGCGGACAUGAACCUCAAGCCAAGGAAAAUGUGCUUCUUACCACCUUUCUAACAGCUGUGCUUCAUAUUUGUGAAGCCCUUAAUAUAUACUUAAGUGUUUUCUUGAAAUCUCAAUGAAUCUCUUACCGGUUUAUAAUUUCUAUUAUUAACGAGUAUUCAUAGUACUCAUGAAUUUUAAAAGCAUCAAGAAUUAUAUAUGAGAUGUCAUUUGACUCAGGUUGCAUUAAAUGUUGGGAGAAUUCAGAUACGUGGUCUAGGCAGUUAAUUGCCUAGAGGUCUCCUUCAGUGGUGGGAAGCAAGAUGGGAAGAUGCCCCUGGGAGUUGAUUCUUGAUUCAAAAACAUUGCCGUAAAGAGCAUCGUAUUGUGUCUUUGUGAAGGAUUCGAUCAUGUCCACUUGACCUUGGUUACAUGGAACUUCAGACACUGUCGCUCCCUCCAAGUAACCUGUGUCUAGAAAAUUAAAAGAAUCUUCA